Messenger RNA from Solanum pennellii, 894 nucleotides. RefSeq names its product arogenate dehydratase/prephenate dehydratase 6, chloroplastic-like. Bases 1 to 879 code for a protein of 292 amino acids. Gene Ontology annotation, molecular function: arogenate dehydratase activity; prephenate dehydratase activity. Lineage: Eukaryota; Viridiplantae; Streptophyta; Magnoliopsida; Solanales; Solanaceae. The record is from RefSeq and is a predicted model, not a curated record. The transcript is spliced from 2 exons. Gene Ontology annotation, biological process: L-phenylalanine biosynthetic process. Gene Ontology annotation, cellular component: chloroplast; cytoplasm.
AUGACUGCAAAAUACCAACACAUUACCAUAAGUAUGGAUCCUGUUAUACACCAUGUUGCUCAUUCUGCUUCAACUAUAGCUAAAAUUGUUCAUAUUCACAUUCAUGUCAUCAUGGAAAGCUUACACCUUUGGACAAGUCCAUUCCAUCAGCAACCUUACUUAGUUGAUAUCCCAUCACUAUCAUGGUUUCAACUACCUGUCCACCACUGCCUCUUAGCACUUCCAGGCGUUCGAAAAGAGUAUCUCAACAGAGUCAUAAGUCAUCCACAAGCCUUAGCACAAUGCGAGCUCACAUUAACAAAACUCGGUUUAAACGUAACUCGUGAAGCUGUUGACGAUACCGCCGGCGCUGCUGAAUACAUAGCUUCCCACAACCUCCGUGACACAGCUGCAAUCGCCUCCGCACGCGCUGCCGAUCUAUACGGUCUCCAGAUCUCAGCUGAAGGAUUCCAGGACGAUUCAAGCAACGUAACUCGUUUCGUUAUGCUAGCUCGUGAACCAAUAAUUCCUCGAACCGAUCGUCCAUUCAAAACAAGCAUCGUCUUUGCACAUGAUAAAGGAACAAGCGUCCUGUUCAAAGUUUUAUCAGCUUUCGCAUUCAGAAACAUCAGUUUAACGAAAAUCGAGCCACGGCCUCACCGGAAUCGUCCGAUCCGGCUAGUCGACGACGCUAACGUCGGAACGGCGAAGCAUUUCGAGUACAUGUUCUAUGUAGAUUUCGAAGCUUCCAUGGCGGAUGUUAGAGCUCAAAAUGCAUUCGCUGAAGUUCAGGAGUUCACGUCAUUUUUGAGGGUUUUGGGAAGUUAUCCAAUGGAUAUGACUCCAUGGUGUCCUUCUCGUUUAAUUUUCUUCUUUUCCACAAAUUGUGUACUACCCUAAUUAUUAAAAUACUAA